GGAGUGGACAUUGUGACGGCGGCCACGGAGCGGGGGCGCGGGCAGGACGCGGGAUGCACGCGGACAUGGGUCAGUGGCGGAAGCAGCAGGCGACAGCAAACACAUCGAAAUGCGGCCAAGUCGGCGAGCAAACGGUGCCUCUGAGCGACAACACAAUGGCCAGGCGAUCGAUACCACAGCCGUGUACAAGAAGGUGUAACAGAAGCGAGUGAGGAGGAGAGAGGGAGGAAUAAUGACGCGCCUUGGAUACUGAAGCUCCAGCUUCCCACUGCGAUCAGCCUGUACUAACGGUGCUUGGAGCCCGAGAGGGUCAGGGGGAGGAGAUGCAAGGGAGUGCAGCAAGAAGACUAGAGGAGGAGAAGCACCGAGUGACCAAUUCAGCGGCACCAUCCUCGGACAGCUAGCCCGCCAAUGGUCGUCCACCCUGGACGCUCACACCGACGACUUCGCCGAAACGACUCGUCCGCUGCGGUCGUGUCGGACGGCGGAAUGAGGAGAUGAUCACGACCCAGCAAAAUCGGCGGCGACGAGCCUGACAGCAGAGACCCGCCGUCUCAAAAACUUUUGCACAUUGACUUGACACAGGAUUUUGACUCCAUCCAGUCACCCCCAGCGUGUGGCCCUGCGGUGUGGCUACCAAGAAACCCCUCGCUCUUUCAAAACGUUGUCCAAGUUGAUAAAUGAGUGAGCCAGCUGCAAGGGAAAGGGCGGGGACAUGUACCAGAACCCCAACAGAAUGUCCUGGUUCAGUGGUUUCCUAGUCGCCAGAGUGGAUGACCGUAAGACUGCGUGGGGGGAGCGCAAUGGCAAGAAGUCCAAACGGAGGGGAGGCUCAUCUUUGUGCAACCCACGUUACAUGAGCUGCCUGCGGGACACAGAUGCCAUGGACCCCCCAUCUGGAGCCCCCCUCCACCAGCACCACCGUGGAGGAGUGGCAGGGGCCAUGGGAGGUGGGAGUAACUUUGGUGCCCGAUGCGGCUGGCAGGAGGACCACUACGGCAAAAGAUCCGGGCCUCACAGGGAAGGGGUGGGGCUGAAAUCAGUGGACUUGGACUUUGAGGACGGGGAGUUGAAGGGCAGAAAAGGUGGGUGUAAUGGAGGAAACGGCGACAUGGGCGAAAACAGCACCAACGGUGGCGGGGUGGUGACUGCUGCGGAUUGCUGGCUCAGGGUGGUGCGGGUAUUCCAAUCGAAAAAGUUCCAGUCCCGCAAGCUGGAGCGCCUAUACCAGCGAUACUUUUUCAGACUCAACCAGAGCUCCUUGACCAUGCUGAUGGGGGUACUUGUGAUUGUGUGCGGCAUCAUGUUGACCUUCCACUGUGUCCACGCCCCCCCUCACGUGGCCUAUUCAUCUGCAUUAUCGGUGGCAAUGGCGCUCUUCAUGGCUCUUAUGGUAGUGUGCAACCGCAACGGUUUCCAUCAGGACUACAUGUGGAUGGUCAGCUACCUGGUCAUCUGUGUUUUGCUGUCAGUCCAAGUGUUCGGGGUGCUCAUGGUGGCUCCUCGUAGCGCUUCGGAGGGCAUCUGGUGGUCCGUGUUUUUCAUAUACAUCAUCUACACCCUCCUGCCCGUAAGGAUGAGGGCGGCCGUGUUAAGCGGAGCAGUGCUGUCCAUCAUACACGUGGUCACCACCUGGCAGAUCAACCAGGAGGACGAGUUCCUUUGGAAACAGGUGAGUGCAAAUGUCCUUAUUUUCCUGUGCACCAACAUCAUUGGAAUCUGCACCCACUACCCUGCUGAGGUUUCUCAGAGACAAGCCUUCCAGGAAACCAGAGGAUACAUCCAGGCCAGACUACAUCUGCAGAGGGAGAAUCAGCAACAGGAACGUCUGUUGCUCUCGGUGCUGCCAAGGCAUGUUGCCAUGGAGAUGAAGGCUGACAUCAAUGCCAAGAAGGAAGACAUGAUGUUCCAUAAGAUCUAUAUCCAGAAACAUGACAAUGUCAGUAUUCUGUUUGCCGAUAUUGAGGGUUUUACCAGCUUGGCCUCCCAGUGCACGGCUCAGGAACUGGUCAUGACACUCAACGAACUGUUUGCCCGUUUUGACAAGCUGGCCUCGGAGAACCAUUGUCUACGUAUUAAAAUUUUGGGUGAUUGUUACUACUGUGUGUCUGGGCUACCUGAACCCCGAGCUGACCACGCCCACUGCUGUGUGGAAAUGGGCGUGGACAUGAUCGAGGCCAUUUCGCUAGUGCGUGAGGUGACAGGUGUCAAUGUCAACAUGCGCGUUGGCAUCCACAGUGGGCGUGUGCACUGCGGUGUCCUAGGACUCAGGAAGUGGCAGUUUGACGUCUGGUCUAACGAUGUCACACUGGCCAAUCACAUGGAGGCAGGAGGCAAAGCAGGGCGGAUCCACAUCACUAAGGCCACUCUGGAGUAUCUCAAUGGCGACUACGAAGUGGAGCCUGGCUUUGGAGGAGAGAGAAAUGCAUAUCUGAAGGAUAACAUUAUUGAAACCUUCUUGGUCCUCGGAUGUAGCCAAAAGCGGAAGGAAGAAAAGGCGAUGAUGGCGAAGAUGCAGCGGACGAGAGCCAACUCCAAUGAGGGACUGAUGCCACGCUGGGUCCCUGACAGGACUUUCGCUAGGACAAAAGACUCCAAAGUCUUCAGACAAAUGGGCAUUGAUGAAACCUCCAGUAAAGACAACCGGGGCGUUCAGGAAACUAUAAACCCAGAGGAUGAAGUAGAUGAAUUCCUAGGACGAGCCAUCGAUGCUCGCAGCAUCGACCAGCUAAGAAAAGACCAUGUUAAAAAGUUUCUGCUCACCUUCCAGACGUCAGGCUUGGAGAAGAAGUAUUCCAAGAAGGUGGAUGAUCGUUUUGGAGGCUAUGUUGCUUGCACUCUACUAGUUUUCUGCUUCAUAUCCUUCAUACAGAUUGUCAUCUUUCCACACACUCCAGUCAUGCUGGGAAUUUACAUCAGUAUCUUCAUCAUCCUGGCCAACAUCCUUUUCAUCUGUGCCAUAUACUCUUGCAUCAAGCUCUUUCCAGCUGCAAUGCAGACCGUUUCAAAGAAGAUUGUCCAGUCUCGCACCAACAGCACUCUUGUCGGAGUGUUCACCAUUAUCCUUGUCUUCAUCUCUGCCUUUGUAAACAUGUUUGCCUGUGACACCAAGAGCUUACCGGAGUGCGUCGCGGAGAAGUCCAACAUGUCCGCCGCCUUGGUGACGCCAUGCUUGAUCCGCAACUUGAAUGUGUCUGUUGAAGGGGGUCUAGAGAUGUGUCCCAGUCAAGGCCCCUCCUGUCCCUUUCCUGAGUACUUCAGCUACAGCGUGCUGCUGACGCUGCUGGCUUGCUCAGUGUUCCUGCAGAUCAGCAGCAUUGGGAAGUUGGCCCUGAUGCUGCUCAUCCAGUUCACCUUCCUGCUGCUGGUGGAGUGGCCACAAGUAGCACUAUUCGACAAUGCAGACCUCUUUGUCACCUCUAAUGCCAUUGACCUCAAUGAAACAAGUAAACAGUGGUCUAGUUUCAAUGAAACUACAAGCCAGUGCCCAUUUGUUGUGACCAAAGUGUCCCUGAGGGUCAUGACCCCAGUGAUCCUCACAGUCUUUGUACUGGCGCUGUACCUGCACGCCCAGCAGGUCGAAUCGACUGCACGCCUGGACUUCCUGUGGAAAUUACAGGCCACUGAAGAAAAGGAGGAAAUGGAGGAACUACAAGCCUACAAUCGUCGCCUCCUCCAUAACAUUCUGCCUAAAGACGUCGCCGCUCACUUCCUGGCACGUGAGCGACGUAACGAUGAGCUGUACUACCAGUCCUGCGAGUGUGUGGCGGUUAUGUUUGCUUCCAUCAGUAAUUUCUCAGAGUUCUAUGUGGAACUGGAGGCCAACAAUGAGGGGGUGGAGUGUCUGCGGCUGCUCAAUGAGAUAAUCGCUGACUUUGAUGAGAUCAUUAGCGAGGAUAAGUACAGGCAGCUGGAGAAGAUCAAGACCAUUGGCUCCACCUACAUGGCCGCCUCAGGACUCAAUGACUCCACCUAUGACAAGGAGGGACGCUCCCACAUUACUGCGUUGGCCGACUAUGCCAUGAGACUUAGGGAGCAGAUGAAAUACAUCAAUGAGCAUUCCUUCAACAAUUUCCAGAUGAAGAUUGGCCUGAACAUUGGACCAGUGGUCGCAGGGGUCAUUGGGGCCCGGAAGCCUCAGUAUGACAUUUGGGGAAACACAGUUAAUGUGGCCAGUCGUAUGGACAGCACAGGUGUACCAGAUUGCAUACAGGUGACGACAGACCUCCAUCAGGUGCUGGCAAACAAAGGGUACGUGUUGGAGUGCCGCGGGGUUGUUAAGGUCAAAGGUAAAGGCGAAAUGACAACCUACUUCCUGAAUGACGGACCGCCUAACAGUUAGCAGCCAUGGCAAGAGCAGGUGCCCCUGCAUGGACAUCCACUGAGUGAAGACUCACGGGUUGAGCUUAUGGCAACAACAAAAAAACUAUAAACGCCAUCACUUGAAUCGCAAGCAAGGAAGCGAGGGGAAAGUUUUAAGAUUUUCAAUGGAGCUACAUUAUGUUCCUGAAGUGAGGAAAAUGUUCUCAUUUGACAGCCAUUUUGGUGCAAGUGAAAAGGACAGCUGUUUUUCUCACGUUUAGCCUCCCUCUCAGGCUUCUUGAAAGAUGCAAAGUCUGUUUAUUUAAAUCAACGCCUUUUAGCCUGUGUCAAAAGAAGAUGUAAUGCUGUACAUAAGGCUACCUUCUUUUCCUUUGGUAUUCUUAGUUUUUGUUUUACAUGAAUUGAGAACAGGUACUGGUAUUUUCUUUCCAGAUCAUUUAUUUGGAUGUGCAAAAGGUACUUUAAGUGUGACAACAUUAAGUAUGUGCACAAAUAUCCAGUGUGUUACACAUGUGUCAUGAAUAUAUAUAUAUAUAUAUAUAUAUAUAUAUACAAUGAGGACUAUAUUGACCAAAGACUAAAUACUAAAAGCAAGGCAAGACAUGUUUGAUAUGUUCUCAGCAAUGAUCGCCGCCUGUUUUUAAGGCCUAAAGCGUCUGUCUUUUUGCCUAGCUGCUGGCAGUAAAGACUGCUUCAUUGUUUUCAUAAGAUAUGUAAAAAAAAUAUAUAUAUAUAUUUAUUUUUGUCUGUCACUGUGGCAGCAUUAAUUUUAAAUUAUGAUAGUGCCCUCAACUUUUAGAUGACUAAAGACGACUACGGAUGUUUUGAUGAAGGCUAUAUUUGAAAUCUAGCUUUGUAUUUGUGUUCACUGAGGAGUACACGUAGCUCCAGUUGGGCUCAAGACAACACAUUGGUUGAUUCUUUACUGGUUUAAGCCGUAACAGUAUGUCAACUGCUUUUCCCCUUUCAGAGAAGUAUUUUUGGUGCAAACAGAAGGAACUUAGUUUGAAAGUUUGGGGAAGAGGGGAUUUUGGAUUUCAGCGCAGUGGUACCGCAAAGCCUAAUUCUUCUAUGAAGAAGAACGAGAUGAAGAGAUGAAAUAUCAAAUAUAUAUAUACACAUAUAUAUAUAUAUUUGUUUUGACUGAAUACUGUGCUUUGUAAUCCUGAAGGGGCAUAACUAUUUUCACUGUGAGGUUUUAAUUCUUCAGCCAAACUGCUUUCUUGCUAAGCAUAACCGCUUUGAAGCAUGUCUGAUUGUGGUAUUCAUUUUUUUUCUUUUAACGUAAGGGUAUUUUCUACCACUUCUGCAUCCAUCAUUUGUAUAUUCUUAAUGUUGGUAUUAUUAUUAUUAUGAUUAAUUAUAAUGCUUAUUAUGAUGAUUCUGUUCCAGUGCAAAAGGAUCAAAGACCAGCACGCUUUUCUCGUAAAGCGAAGGCUCACUGGUACAGACAGAUGGACCACAGCUAAUGAUGUCUGCUGUUCAGUCCUUAUUGUACAAUAUAAUAUUGUUGCGAUCGUGCACAGCAAGAAAUAACUUAGCUGCCAGAAGGUGAACGCUCUCAUAAGCAUAGGAAUAAACAUACAUUUGAAGGAUUCACUGUGCUUUUUUAAGUUAUGACACUCCUGCAGUAUUGUAAAUCUCAGUCAGGCUUUUCGGUAAUGUCACGUUUCCUGGUAUUAAACCACUAUGUGGUGAGUGGCUGAGAGCUAGGGUAGGAGAAAGGUGCACAUAUUGUUUUCACAAUCAUUUCAUCAGUUCUUGUUUUAUUUUUUUCCAAAAGAUUUGUGCUGAUGACUGAGUUUGGUUGCCUUAAGUAAAUAUCAACAUAAUACAGGAACUGUGCCUGUUGGCCCUCUCUGGACUAAGCUGAAGGAAAGAAAGGAAUAAGGGCUUGUCAACAAUUUCAUCUCGUCCACAUUUUUUGCCAUAAACAAAAGCACCGACUCGACUCUUUUGCCACACUGGACGGCGACAAACACUUGAUCACGUUCGUACCAAAGCCAGCUCACUGGUCCUUGCUUCGUGUUGACGUCUGCUCUCAGGUGUGGCAGAAGCACCAGAGGACAGCAAUAUAAUGGAGAUCACAUGAACUGUGACCGAUGAAGAGGGAUUCCUUUAUAGAAUGGACACCUUUAUAAAAUGUGCAUUAUGAGUAUUCUAUUUCCAUUGGCUGCCCAUGGACUUGUGUUCAUUGUUAACUUUUGAGGAAGCAGGAGAGGAAGGUUGCCUCCACACUACUGAAACAGUAUUUUUGCUCAGGCCUGAUGAAUCCUACCGUACUUGUUUUUGUUUCAUUUGUAUUUGCUCCGAGUGCAAAAAGGAGAAGAAGCGCUGAGGACUAUGACAAAAAGAAAAAUAACAUUUCCCCUUGACAAACGAAAAUUAAAAAAAAAAGAUUAAUGGCUGACUAGUAUCCUUGUCUGUGUUCUAUUUCUGCUGCAAAAAUGUACAUAUUAACACGGUUUAUUUUUCCAUUUAUCUUGUGUUAAACGUGUCUGUGGAUGUUCUCACUCAUCUGGUUCUUGUAUUUUUAGAGCAUUC
This is a messenger RNA of Entelurus aequoreus (snake pipefish), 6867 nucleotides long. RefSeq names its product adenylate cyclase 6a (gene adcy6a). The transcript is spliced from 24 exons. Gene Ontology annotation, biological process: adenylate cyclase-inhibiting G protein-coupled receptor signaling pathway; intracellular signal transduction; adenylate cyclase-activating G protein-coupled receptor signaling pathway. NCBI's taxonomy places the organism in Eukaryota, Metazoa, Chordata, Actinopteri, Syngnathiformes, Syngnathidae. Gene Ontology annotation, cellular component: plasma membrane. The record is from RefSeq and is a predicted model, not a curated record. Gene Ontology annotation, molecular function: adenylate cyclase activity. The coding region runs from base 716 to 4342 and encodes 1208 amino acids.